AUGACUACAGACAAACUGGUGGCCAACAACACAGGCAAUUUAGUGGAAUUGAAAAGCUCUGUCAGUCUGUUUUGUUCUUCCUCUGGCUCCUCCCUCUCUUACCGCUGGCUGAAUGGCAACUCUGAAGUCACAGCCAGUGAUGGAAUUCAGCUUGGUGAUGGGAACAGCACUCUCACCAUAGUCAAUGUGACUCGAUACAACGAUGGGCAGUUUAGCUGUAAUGCUUUCAACGCCGUCAGUAAUGGAACCACUGAGCCUCUACAUCUCAAUAUCAGCUAUGGUCCAGACGGUGUGUCCUUCACAGUCAACAGGCUGAACACCACUACCUCUUUCCUGAUUGGGUCUACUCUGACCAUGUCCUGCUCGGCCCAGUCCAACCCUCAGGCUGAGUUUCAAUGGGCUUUCAAUGGGAAGCAUCUGAAUGGGACAAGUCCAGAUCUGAAGCUAUACAGUGCUGUGGAGAGCCAGAGUGGCCUAUACUCCUGCCUGGCCUUCAACAACAGAACCAUGAGCAACAGCAACGUCACUAGACAGAUCACCAUCAGCAGUGGGUCAGUGUCAGUACAGCUGGGGGUCAGUGUCUGGCUCCUCCUCCUCCUCUCCUCAUUGGCUGGGGUCCUCUUCUGAGCUCCAAUGGGCAAGCAUAUCUCACUGACUGGAAAAUAACACACAGGCCAAAUAAUGCAUUCAGUUAAAUGAACCCAUAAAAUAUAUUUAUUCAAACAUUCAUUUAAUUGACUUAGUGCCAUGGGCCAGGGCAAUGUGAAUAUAUUAUGUAAUUGACUGAAAAAAAAAAGAGUUUUAUAAUAUGGUGAAAUAAUAUCCUAGAUAUUGAUGUAACCGAACAUGGUCACUCUUGUGCAAUGUCAGACCACAGUGUGCAUCCUGUGAAAAAAAAGUAUAAUGGCUAUGAUAUCAGGAGGGUGUGUGUUCCCACUGGCUUGAAAUACACUGAGUAUACAAAACAUUAGGAACCUGCUCUUUCCAUGACAUAGACUGACCAGGUGAAUCCAGGUAAA
This is a messenger RNA of Coregonus clupeaformis (lake whitefish), 1019 nucleotides long. Its product is annotated as carcinoembryonic antigen-related cell adhesion molecule 1-like. NCBI's taxonomy places the organism in Eukaryota, Metazoa, Chordata, Actinopteri, Salmoniformes, Salmonidae. The record is from RefSeq and is a predicted model, not a curated record. The coding region runs from base 1 to 627 and encodes 208 amino acids. The transcript has 3 exons.